UUGCAACGUGAAAGCCUCUUAGUAAUUACAUUUUUUGUUAGUAAACCAAAAGGCUCUCCAAAACCAAGGAAUACAGUAUCCCCUCGCCCCGCCCCCCAAUUGCUCAACUUCUACCUAGCAACAGAUUGUCGGACCUCGCCUUUUAGCUAGAUCAUUGGCCAACUUGAAUUGUCAUCUGCAGUUGUGAUUGGUCAUCCGUGAUCAUCGGAUUUUUCCAAUUGGCGAAAUUGUCAGGGGAUUUUUUUUUUUUUGCCCCCUCCCCGCGUGUAGGUCCGUAGGGGAGGUGGGAAAGAUUGGGUCUUUUCUGUGGGAUUACUUUUCUGGGUCCGCUUCUGAUUGGGCGGCGUGGUGCAAUGCGCGCGACCUUUUAGACAACAAACUGUCAAGAGACCGGACCCCGUCCUCCGGAUUCUCCCAUUCGUAAUCCAAAAUCCAGGGGGAUACUUCCGGGCUUGGGCAUGAGGGCUGGCCUUGGGCCUUGGAGAAUUUGCAGCUGAGCUGCUUUGCCACCAGGCCAAUCGUGGCCUUUGGGCACGGACCACGUUCACUUUGGUCUCCUAGGUCCUGGCACAGACCUCAAAGAAUGCUAGUUGAAUACGUGCGCAUAAAAAGCUGGGACGGAGGCAAACCGUCUAAACUUCUCUUAGCAGUUGUCCCCGCCUACUUUUCCACUUCCAGGUCAGGGAGGUGUGUCCAAAAGAAAGAAAGAAGGAAGCAAAUUCCACCGGCAUUUGCACGCCUGCCUCAAUUUCUUACUGCGACCUUUGCUUCUUCCGGGUCUCCUGCAGAAUCGCCUCUUUAGAAACUCACUUAAUCUCUGGCUUUCCCAUUCUCACAGUCUCACAGAUUAGUUUCUUGCACCACUGGAGGUUAAAAAAUACUGCAUAGAGGAAAGGAAGGGGCUGUGGUAGAAACAAGCAAAGCUCAUUCCCUGCAGGGCCUCCUGGAAAAGGGUAAUUGCCUGCCUUAGGUCGACUACCAAAAUCAGUAUUUCUGCUCCCACCCCCAGAGCUUCAGUUGCUCUUUCGCUUCGUAAUUCCGCAAUAGCAAUGGGCGACAGAAUUAUGGAGAAGCGCCUGCAGGAGGCUCAGCUGUACAAGGAGAAAGGGAACCAGCGUUACCGAGAAGGGAAGUACCGAGAUGCUGUGAGUAGGUACCAUCGAGCUCUGCUUCAGCUGCGGGGUCUGGAUCCAAGUCUGCCCUCCCCGAUACCUAAUCUAGGACCUCAGGGCCCGGCUCUCACACCCGAACAAGAAAACAUACUGCACAGCACCCAGAGAGACUGCUACAACAAUCUAGCUGCCUGUCUCCUUCAGAUGGAGCCAGUAAACUACGAGCGGGUGAAAGAGUACAGUCAGAAAGUCCUGGAGCGACAGCCUGAUAAUGCCAAGGCCUUGUAUCGGGCCGGAGUGGCCUUUUUCCACCUGCAGGACUAUGACCAAGCUCGGCAGUACCUCCUGGCUGCUGUCAAUAGGCAGCCAAAAGAUGCCAACGUCCGGCGGUACCUCCAGCUGACACAGUCAGAACUCAAUAGCUAUCACCGCAAAGAGAAGCAGCUCUACAUGGGCAUGUUUGGUUAACAGAGAAGAGUGAUGCUUCUCCACUUGAACUUAGGCGAACUGUUAAAGACCAGUCAAGUGAAACCUGAGCUUCACAUACCUCUGACCCAGGUGGAUUUCUGUCUCGUUUCUACUUCUGCACAAACUCUUAACUGCUUACAUAGUCUGCCUCUUUUUGUUUGUCUCUCUGUAUGUUUGUGGAGCUUUUACUACAUAGUAUUCUUGGGGACAUUGGCCCUGAGAAAGACAACCAGGAAACAUUCAUCAGCCAUGGGCGGCAUUAGUCACAUCUACAGCACAGAUUUUAAUGAUUGGUGUUGCUAGACGUGUUCGUACACGGAGGAGAUGUAUUGCUGGCAGAGGAGGCAAUGACGAUAGGCAGGAAAGAGCUUCUUCCUGUUUCGUCAGAUGUCUUAAGCUAAAGUUAUACAGGCCAAAAUGGGCAGGGCGUAUCUUUUGUGAAAUUAGACAAUGGUAAAUUAGGCCCGUAUGUGUUAAAAUGAAAGACCGGAAAUUAACCAAGUAAAGUAAUUCCUUAUUCUUCUUAACAUUUUGUACAUACUGAUUUUUUUCCCCUACAAAAGUAUCUGAUUGCUAUUGUUUCUCUUGGUAAUUUCUGGUCGUUGCUAUUUAUAUUGAGCUCGUUAAUGUAGUAGACUUAUUUAAUUUUUCAUUACACUCUUUUAAGAUAUCUGGAGUCAAGCAUUUAAGUAUUUAUUUAAUAACCCUUAAGCCCUCAUGCUAUGAAAAGACCCAAGUAAACAUUUUAAUUUUUAAUAAGUGCAUGUAGUAUGCUUGUUUGUCUAAGAUGUUUAGGAAAGGCAGAUUGCUAAGCCUUCUAGAAAGAAUACCGUAAAGUAGCAGAGUAAAAACAUAAAUCUGUUCUCUGCCUGUCGCCUUGCAUUUUGCCAGAGCUCAAUUCUUUUACAGAGGAGACAGACCAUGAGGCAGCGUUCUCCUUUCUUAGUGCCUUUCAAGCAGUUUGCAAAACUUUCUGGAAGCUACAAUCUGAGGCAGAUGUGGCUCAGCAGGAGGCUCCAUCCACCAGGAGCUCCUUGGUCAUUCCGCUCACUUGCCAGGUACACUGUCCGCAGUGAGUGAGUGCUACAGAGUGGACGGGACCGCACAGCACUGCCUCUGCCUCUGCCUCUGCCUCUGCCUGGAGGUAAUGAUAAGGAUGUAUCAUUGGCCAUCAUACAACCACAGACAGUUUUCAGAAAGAAAAACCGUAGUGUUGCCAAAUGUACAUGAGUUCUGCUCUCUUUACCAGUAACGCCUCGUCUCCCAAUGAACUAGGCUCCUUUGCGUCUCCCCGUACCCUUGUACAACACAGCCACCAGCUUUACCACAAAAGUUUUCUAGUAAUUGUGAAGAAGUGCAAGGACAGAAUUAACAAAAGUAGAAUAUUUUAUUCCUCUUCCAAGCCUCUUAAAUUUCUAAAUCUAGAUUGUUGAUAAAACUUUGUCGUGAUUGCAUUGUUUAGGGCUUGUUUUGCUUUUCCAUUUUAUCUGUGUGUGUGCGUGUGUGUGCGUGUGUGUGUGUGUGUGUGUGUUUUCAAGACAGUGUUACAGGGACCUAUUUUCUGCAUCAAUGAGGAAAAAUAAAACUGAUAUUUAAAAAUGGA
Artibeus jamaicensis (Jamaican fruit-eating bat) is the source of this 3183-nucleotide messenger RNA. RefSeq names its product tetratricopeptide repeat domain 9C (gene TTC9C). The transcript is spliced from 3 exons. The record is from RefSeq and is a predicted model, not a curated record. Lineage: Eukaryota; Metazoa; Chordata; Mammalia; Chiroptera; Phyllostomidae. Bases 1050 to 1580 code for a protein of 176 amino acids. Gene Ontology annotation, molecular function: protein binding.